AUGAAGUAUGCACAGCUUUAUAUUGGAGUGGCAGGUAGUGGAAAAUCAUCUUGUUGCAAGUAUGUUCAAGAACACUUAAAUUUACUUCAGCGAAAAUGUUACGUUGUUAAUUGGGAUGUGGCAAGUGAAAACUUACCUUAUGAAGCAUAUGCAGACGUAAGGGAUGUCAUUGAUAUCAAAGCUUAUCAAAGUGAUAAUUUCCUGGGACCGAAUGGGGCUUUAAUCGAAGCAAUGGAAUCCAUUUCUACUGAAUACGAUUAUCUUUCAGACGUUUUUGAAGACAUUGAAGAUUCUUCGUUUGUUUUACUUGACUGCCCAGGACAACUGGAACUUUAUUCUAAUUCAAUGGCAAUUUUUAACUUGAUAAAACGACUUAUCCAAUUUGAUUAUUCAGUUAUAUGCAUUUUUUGCAUGGAUAUCGCAUUUCUAAGUGAUUUAAACAAGCUGCUUGGCAGUGCCAUAUAUGCUCUUUCAUCCAUGGUAUUACUUGACGCUCCUUUUGUAUGUGCUUUGACCAAAUGGGAUUUGUUGGAUGAGUCAAGCGAGUAUAAUCAAGAAGACUUCAGCGUAAAUUUUCAAGAUUUAAUUUCAAUAACUCCAGGAAAACUUUCAUUAAAACAGAAAAAGUACAUUACCGCAAUUCAAGAAACUUUGAACGAUUGGAACAUGUUAUCUUUUAAUAAAUUGUCAAUUGUUGAUGAUAAUUUAAUGUCUGAAUUUCAAAUUAAAUGUGACUUAAUUCACAAUUAUGAGCCCGCUAACAAUAAUUAUUUAUAUGAAACAAGAGACGAUAACGAUUCAAGCUAA
Dermatophagoides pteronyssinus (European house dust mite) is the source of this 807-nucleotide messenger RNA. Its product is annotated as GPN-loop GTPase 3-like. The record is from RefSeq and is a predicted model, not a curated record. Lineage: Eukaryota; Metazoa; Arthropoda; Arachnida; Sarcoptiformes; Pyroglyphidae.